GUAAAAUAGUAAGCCAUUGGAGACUCACUUUUUAUCACUAUUGGUAAAUUAUAAUUUUGACAAAUAUUUUAAAAGCUCCAUUAGAUAUGCUCUUACUUGGCCCUUUUUAAAUUUAUUUAAAUUUUAUCUCAUAAACUCAUAAACAAUUAAAACAUAUUUUUUAAAAAAAUUAUAAAUAAUUUCAAAACGUCAACACCAAACAUGACUUGAUUCUUCUCUCCUGAGGCCAACUGGGGUGGUUAUUUAUGGGGAGAUAGCAACUUUUUUUGGUUUGCUUUACAAUGUUUCACUUCUAUAAACACACAAGAACGAUCUGUGCCCCUGUUACUCUCUCUCUCUCUCUCUCUCUCUCUCACUAUUCCCCAAAAUGGACUUGAUAAAGACUUAUUUUCCAGUAGCCAAAAAUUUAAUCAACUCCAUUUGGUAGCUCAAAAUGGCGUGGGGGCGAAAGGCUCGAAUUUCUUUGUACACCCACCCUUUUCUUUGUACACAGGUCAUUUCUUUGUAAUUUUUUUUUUUUUUCAUCAUCAACAAAAGCUAAUCAUUUGGGCAAAGAAAAUUAACUAUUGAAGAUGGUUGAAGAUGUUUUUGUCAGAAGAUCUUCAAACAAGCUAAUCGUUUUGGGCUAAUUUUUGGGCUAAUCGUCAAAAGAUUAUCAUCAUCCCUUUGAAGAUCUUCAAACAAGAAUACGGUGAGAGCUUUGUUUCCGUUGGUCGGCAUCAUCUUCCCCAGAGACCAUUGUUGUUCUUCGCACUGUAAUUGGACAUUUCAAGUUGGUGGCUUCCUGCGGUGGCAUUGCUGUGUUCAAGCCCCUGGGUGAAGGUAUGGAUGGGGGAAUUUUGCUGGUUUGUUCGUAUGGUUUAGUUAAUGUUCUUAUUCGGUUGAAUCACGAUUCGUCGUAUGUGAAGAUUGUUGAUGAAAUUUGUGGGAAGUUCGAUGGAUUGGUACCAGGUGCGGUGUGUUUGUUUUUUGAUUUUCCCGGAUAUAAGAAGUUUAAGGUGGAUAGCGACGACGACAUUCAAAACAUGUUGUGCCUUGCUAAGUCGUUCGGGAUAAAUCACAUUGAGGUCGUCAUUCAGGAAAGUAGUGUUGGUGUGGGUGGUAAUCGUGUCGUGUUGGAUUUCGCGGACGAUGGGGGAAUGUCACGGCAUGUUAGCGGGAAUGAGUUCGUGGAUGACCAGAUGGAUUUGUUACCAAUGUACUGUCCGAACAAAUCGAAGACGUUUCUGUCGGCGCAAUGGGCGCAUGGUAUUACCCAUGUGGGACAAUGUUUUGAUGGUGGAGCAACUGAAUUCCGCGAAGUUCUGUGUAAGUAUGCUGUUGAACGUGGAUUUCAAUUUAAGUAUGUUAAAAAUGACUCCGUGCGAAUUACGGUAGUGUGUAAGUUUGCGGCUUCAACAGAUUGUCCGUGGUCAGUUCAUGCGAGGAUGUUACCGUCAAGUGGGGUGUUAUGUGUUAAGAGGUUUGAUAGUGUGCAUACUUGUGGGGCUGCUGUACGUACUUCUAGGAACCCUCGUACGGGGUCUGAUUUGGUGUCUACAGUUGUUGCAGAUCGACUGCGUGAUAAGCCAUUGACGCGCCCCACUGAUGUCGUGUUUGAUUUGAAGAACGAUUAUGGUUUGGAUAUUAGCUACCGGGUGGCAUGGUUGGGUGUUGAGAAAGCUAGGGGCGAGGUGUACGGGGAUCACGCUACGUCCUUUGAUCAGCUGAGGUGGUAUAGCAAUUCUGUUAUGCAAAAAAACCCAAAUAGUUACAUUAAUCUUGAGUUUGACCCAAAAACCGGGAGCUUUGUUAGGUAUUUCAUAUCAUUUCGCGCUUGUAUAGAUGGGUUCAAACACUGCCGGCCUAUGCUUUUUUUGGAUGGAACGUUUUUGAAAGGUAGAUUUAAAGGGAAUUUGCUCGCAGCUACUGCUAAAGACGCCAAUCAAGGAUUGUUUCCGGUAGCCUUUGCUAUUGUUGAUUCCGAGAAUUCAGCUAAUUGGGAAUGGUUCCUUCAUAAUUUGAAAGAAGUUGUUGGGGGUGGGCGAACAUUGACUUUCAUAUCUGACCGCCAUGUCGGAUUAUUACACUCUAUGCCCAUUAUUUUCCCUUCAGCCCAUCAUGCAUAUUGUUUGUUGCAUCUGCAAAUGAACUUGCGGGAUCGAAUGAAAUAUGUUAAUGCAUCGCACAAAAUUGGGUUGAUGCGAAAGUUACGGGAAUGUGCAUAUGCGCCCACUGUUGCUUGUUUCAAUGAGAAAUUGGAGGAAUUGAAGAAGGCCAACCCAGCUGUGAUUGAAGAUUUUAUGAAAGACCUGCACCCCAAACACUGGUCUAAUGCGUAUUUCAGGGGCCAACGGUAUGGGGAUAUGUGCUCAAAUGCUGCGGAAUCUUUCAACAAUUGGGUUGGUGAGGCUCGUCAUCUCCCCGUCACGAGAUUGGUCGAUAUGAUAAGGGGUCAAAUAAUGGAGCAGAUGUCGGAGCGCAGAGUUAAAUGCAGUAAAUGGGACGGUGUUAUAGCUCCGAAAAUGGAGAAAAAAUUGGUGGCAGCGUAUAACGACAGCAGGGCUUGGUGUGUUAGCCAGGCUAAUGAUGAUGUCUAUGAGGUCCACUCCCACCCAUCGGUGUUGGUUGAUGUCGGCAAGCUGACAUGUUCUUGUUUUCAGUGGCAGAUCAACGGGUUCCCAUGUUCCCAUGCUGUGGUUGCAUUCCGUAAUAGUGGAAGAAACAUCUACGAUGCCAUAGACUCCGCAUUUUGUAUUGAUACAUUUCGAGCUACUUAUAGCGGAACCAUAUACCCCAUCCCAACAGUGGGGAGGCCACUGUUUAACCCACCUGAAUGUUUGAUAGCUCCGCCGACGGCCAAGCGUCCCCCCGGUCGGCCAAAACGGAAGAGAAUUCCGUCCAAGGGGGAGGUAGUGCAACGUAUACGUUGUGGUCGUUGCGGAAAAGUGGGCAAUCACAAUAGGAAGACAUGCAAAGAGCCAUUACAGUUGGGCUGCCAUAUGAUUUAAUUUGGUUGUUAACAAACUGGGUUAUUUUGUUUUUUUUUUUAAAUUUCCUUUUUUUUUUACAUCAGUCAUUCACUUUCUGUUAUUGGUUUAAUUUGUUUUGUAGGAUAUACAUUUUAACGUAAUCAUCAACCAUUUCAUUUCCCAUGUUUGAACAAUUACACUCCACCUUUAAGACCCAACCAUUUUAGUGUGAAAUAUGUUCUGCUUAACACUGUGCAGCCAUGAAAGUAGCCAGUGGUUGUUAUUUUUCAAAUCUGUUUUGAAUGACAUUGUGUACACACGA
Molecule: messenger RNA, 3273 nt
Organism: Camellia sinensis
Lineage: Eukaryota; Viridiplantae; Streptophyta; Magnoliopsida; Ericales; Theaceae
Source: RefSeq, a predicted model, not a curated record